Molecule: messenger RNA, 402 nt
Organism: Paramecium octaurelia
Lineage: Eukaryota; Ciliophora; Oligohymenophorea; Peniculida; Parameciidae
Source: the annotation of a GenBank genome assembly
AUGCAAACCUAAGACCUUGUUGAAUAUUUAGAAUAAGAUGUCAAAAGCUGUAAUCAACUCUUUACUUUCAUUCCCUAUCAACCCUCAUUCUAUAAUUUCAUUACUAAGUAUCAAUUGAAAUCCAUUCAAAUCGAAUUGAAGAGUGAAGAAUUAUUACCAUUAUCUAUAUUAAUGAAAAAUUGCAACAUAAAAUUAAAUAUCAUCAGCAAUUCAAACAAGCCUAUGGUUUAACUAGCUCUUUUGAAUUCGAAAAUACAAUCUCAAUUGAUAUUAUUUCUUAUGACAUAGAAGAACCUUAUAAAGAGUAAAGAAACUUUAAUUUUUAAUUCGAAAAUUGGAAAACGAUAACAUGUAUCCCAUCUUAUUAAACUUUGCAGUUGCUAAUUCGAAUUGGAAUUCUGA